Molecule: messenger RNA, 603 nt
Organism: Echinococcus granulosus
Lineage: Eukaryota; Metazoa; Platyhelminthes; Cestoda; Cyclophyllidea; Taeniidae
Product: Calbindin
Exons: 7
Coding region: 1-603 (200 amino acids)
Biological process (GO): regulation of cytosolic calcium ion concentration
Cellular component (GO): cytosol; neuron projection; synapse
Molecular function (GO): calcium ion binding
Source: RefSeq, a predicted model, not a curated record
AUGACACAGGAAAUGCCAAAAGAAGCCCUCGUGAAAACGCUGGAAAAAUUACUUGAACCCGUCAGCGGGAAGUCUGUCUACCUUACGGCCAACGACCUUCUUGCAGUUUGGGACUUCUUUGACAUUGACCAUGACGGCGUUCUCCUUGCGGAAGAAUAUGAACUUUUCGUACGCAUUCUCGGGGAAAUUCUCAAAACUGUGUUUCCAAAUUAUGGCAGAACCUUGCUCCCUGAUCUGAUUACCGCAGCGAUAAACCCGGGUUUGCCCUAUCAAAUAGGCAUUGACGAGAUUUCACAUUUACUUAAUGAAGAAGAGCGCUUCCUCCUUGUUUUCCGUAAGCUUUCCAACAUUCAGUCGAGUUUUGACUUUAUGAAGGAUCACAGUGGCGUCAUUGAGAAUGAGGAAUUUGAAGGGCUCGUAAAAGAUCUCUUGGAUAGUGCCAAAAAGAAUUAUGACACAAAAGAACUUGAUGAAUUUAAAGAUAUCCUGCUGAAACAAUGGGAUGAAAAUUCGGAUGGGAAAAUAAGCAAAUCCGAACUCAAACUUCUGCUUCUCCACUCUCGGUCGAUGUUCAUCAUCGGAUGUCACUUAGCAGCUCUGUGA